Messenger RNA from Rosa chinensis, 558 nucleotides. RefSeq lists its product as uncharacterized. The record is from RefSeq and is a predicted model, not a curated record. The transcript has a single exon. The coding region runs from base 1 to 558 and encodes 185 amino acids. Gene Ontology annotation, biological process: DNA integration. Lineage: Eukaryota; Viridiplantae; Streptophyta; Magnoliopsida; Rosales; Rosaceae. Gene Ontology annotation, molecular function: nucleic acid binding.
AUGGGCACUAGAAUCCUCUAUGCAUCCCCAGCUCAUCCACAGACUAAUGGUCAAGUUGAAGCCGUCAACAAGAUAAUCAAGAAAAUACUAAAAAAGAAGCUCGACGAUGCCAAGGGUCUUUGGGCCUCUAAACUCCCGGAGGUAUUAUGGGUUAUCAGGACCACGACGAUAGAGGCUACCGGAGAGACCCCUUUCUGCAUGGUUUUUGGGUCUGAGGCAGUCCUUCCCAUCGAAACACAAAUCCCAAGCACCAAGAUCCAGUACUUUGAUACGGGUACCAAUGCAGAGGGCCUACAACUUGAUGCUGAUUUGCUCGAAGAACAAAGGGAUGUAGCACACAUGCAUAAUCUCUCAAACAAAAGGAGAAUAGCUCGCUAUCACAAUGCCAAGGUACAGUCCCGGACACUGAAGUUGGGGGACUGGGUCAUGAAACAGGUUUACCCAGAACCCCAGGGACUGGAUCCUUCAUGGACAGGCUCGUACGAGAUCAUCGAAGAGGUAGGCCCCUCGACCUUUUACUUCCGUGACAUGGAUAGAGUCGUUUCCCGACAUCCAUGA